CGCAGGCGCAGUGCGCUCGGCGGGUACAGGGGGUUGCUGGGCUCUUUUGUUUGGCGGAGGGCGGAUCGCGAGCGGCCAGGCCUGUGGCGCGGCGCCGACGGUAACGGUUCCCCGCCGACCUCCACCGCCUCAGCUCGGCCCGGCCGCCGCAGCGCGUAGCCCCCGCCCCCACGGCUCCGUUUCCCCCCGGGCAUCGUUGGCGAGGCUGUGAAAACAGCGUCGCCCUUAAGCUGAAAAACUGGCCAGCACAAUGGGAAAAAAGCAGAACAAGAAGAAAGUGGAGGAGGUCUUAGAGGAAGAAGAGGAGGAGUAUGUGGUGGAGAAGGUCCUAGACCGGCGAGUGGUGAAAGGCAAAGUGGAGUAUCUGCUGAAGUGGAAAGGCUUCUCGGACGAGGAUAACACGUGGGAGCCGGAGGAGAAUCUCGACUGCCCCGACCUCAUUGCAGAGUUUCUCCAGUCCCAGAAAACCGCACACGAGAGUGAGAAAUCUGAGGGGAGCAAACGCAAAGCCGAAUCUGACUCAGAGGACAGAGGGGAGGAGAGCAAACCAAAGAAGAAAAAGGAAGAGUCGGAGAAACCACGAGGCUUUGCCCGGGGGUUUGAACCUGAGCGGAUCAUCGGCGCCACAGACUCCAGCGGGGAGCUCAUGUUCCUGAUGAAAUGGAAGAACUCUGAUGAGGCUGACCUGGUCCCCGCAAAGGAAGCCAACAUCAAGUGCCCCCAGGUGGUCAUCUCGUUCUAUGAGGAGAGACUGACAUGGCACUCUUACCCCUCGGAAGACGACGACAAGAAAGAGGACAAGAACUAACCCACGCCGGCUCUGGCCAACCUUUGUAUAAAGAUCAGACUGUGGGUUUGAGCGACAGUGAGAGAAUGCAGCUCUACUUAGCGGAGAGGUGGCUUGAGAAGAUGCCCUUUGAAGAGACAGUAUGGUUUCUGUGCCCUGCGGCUGCCCAAGUGUCCAGCUUCACACCAGCCUGACGUGACGGGGAGGGGGAGAUGUGUUUCAAGGCUGGCUGUUCUGCAGCUUUCUGGAGAGGAAGUGAAAGCCCCUUCCAUGAAGAACUCUCGCUGGUGCUGGGUAGGCUGGGGAAAGGGAGAGCAGAUGGAUACUGCUUGUUCUUCAAAGACCAUCUCAGCAACCCACAGCCUUCUUCCCAAUAGUGUUAACUCUGCAUUUUUACAGCGUAGCAUGUGUGUAGGUUUUUUCUUUUUGCUAUUACUGGUGUAUCAGUUUCGGGUGGGGGUGGGUCUUUUUAAAGGGGGGGAGGGGAAAACGGUUGACAGUGUUCCAGAUCCAUGACCAGAAUCCUUUUUUAUAAAGACCUUGAUUAACUUAAAACCCCAAGUAUUGGUAAUAGGACUAGGGGGAGGGACAAUGGUAUGAGACUGAAGCUGUGAAUGUCCAAAUUGUCAAUCCCUAGAGCAAUGUUAU
Molecule: messenger RNA, 1435 nt
Organism: Mauremys reevesii (Reeves's turtle)
Lineage: Eukaryota; Metazoa; Chordata; Testudines; Geoemydidae
Gene: CBX1
Product: chromobox 1
Exons: 5
Coding region: 251-808 (185 amino acids)
Biological process (GO): negative regulation of transcription by RNA polymerase II; chromatin organization
Cellular component (GO): pericentric heterochromatin; nucleus
Molecular function (GO): chromatin binding
Source: RefSeq, a predicted model, not a curated record